Messenger RNA from Xenia sp. Carnegie-2017, 8223 nucleotides. RefSeq names its product neuralized-like protein 4. The transcript has 39 exons. NCBI's taxonomy places the organism in Eukaryota, Metazoa, Cnidaria, Anthozoa, Malacalcyonacea, Xeniidae. Gene Ontology annotation, molecular function: ubiquitin protein ligase activity. Bases 36 to 7880 code for a protein of 2614 amino acids. The record is from RefSeq and is a predicted model, not a curated record.
GAAAUAAUGUUUGUUCAAACAAUAACAAAACUAAUAUGUCCUCACGUAUUGCAUUUCAUGAGAAGUGUGGCAGCCGAAUUACACUUGGAAAUCAACAGCAAAGUGCUUCACGUAAUUACUCGGGUUCUGAAUUCGAUAAUGGCUUAGUUUUCAGUGAGUUUUUCCUACCAGAAAGAACUCUCUUUGAAGUUGUCAUUGAGAAAAAAACACGUAACUGGUCUGGCUCCUUGGCGAUAGGUGUAACAAAAUGCAACCCAAACGACCUAGAUCCCAUUCCUGAUCGUGCUUCCCGUCUCACAGGUGGCACAUGGAUGUUGUCGGGCAGCAGUGUGCAAAAGGAUGGACGAACAAUUCUCGAUGAUUACAGUAGAAAUUUGGAAGAACUUGCUGUUGGAGAUAGGGUAGGAGUAAUAUUAACAGAUGGUAGGGCGCUACAUUUUCACAUCAAUGGCGAGGACAUGGGUUGUGCAGCCAAAGAUGUGCCAAAAAAUGUUUAUGUUGUGAUCGAUGUGUUUGGUCGGUGCUGUGAAAUCAAACUCAGUGGUCAAAAUGAUGGAUUGUCAUUAAUAGAUGACAAUUUGCAACUCACUUUUCAUCCUUUAUGUGGUUCACAUGUGCAACUAGCUAAUGGAAGGAGGACGGUAUUUAGAACUAAUCCAAAUGAAGAUUUCAACUUUGGAGUUGCAUUAACUUCUCGUCCAUUGCUACCUAAUGAGCUCUUUGAAGUUAAAAUUGAACAAGUUAUUGACAAAUGGGCAGGAUCACUGGAGAUAGGUGUGACAACACAUGCUCCUGGCUCAAUAACAUUACCAGGCACUAUGACCAAUGUCACAUCUGGAACUUGGAUGUUCUCUGGUGGGGCAAUAGUUCAAAAUGGUAUCACGACAAUUGAAUCGUAUGGAAGAAAUAGUGUUUCAUUUAAGGUAAAUGACAAACUUGGUGUUUGUGUGAAUUCAGAAAGGGAGCUUCAUUUCUACUACAAUGAUGCUGAUCUUGGACCUGUUUCCAACAAUCUUCCAGAUUGUUUGUAUGCAGUUGUGGAUAUCUAUGGGCAAGCCGUACAAGCCACUAUUGUGAACAGUCCUCAGAGCCGAGAAAUUUUACCUCCCGAAAACGCGGUGGCAACAACGCAAGAUAAUCACGGUGCAGCGGAGAGGACUGGGGAUAAUCAAACAACAUCGUGCAUGGCAAAGUUCAGUGAAACCCACGGACGGUUGAUAUUAUUGAACGAGGAAAGGACUGGGGCUACUCGACUUAAUGCUCUUGCCGAGUUCAAUCAUGCCGUCUUGAUCAGCGAACAACCUUUAGAGGAUGAUGAACUCUUUGAGGUCGUCAUUGAAGAGAUAACUGACAGGUGGUCAGGCUCUCUUGAAGUGGCAUUAUUAAGCAUGGCUCCGCCUGACAUUGAACUACCGAUAACACUAACUGAUCUCAAACAUCAUUGUUGGGUGGUCAGCGGAUCCAGUGUUAUGCACGAUGGCAUCACAAUCGUCAACGGAUAUGGCGUGGACUUGGAUAAAUUAGGAGUGGGAGCUAGAGUUGGAGUGAUGAGAAAAUUUGACGGUACCUUUCACGUGUUUGUCAAUGGUGAAGACAAAGGAACUGCAGCGUCAUUUGUUCCUCCAGGUGUUUUUGCAGCCUUUGAUUUGUACGGUCAAUGUGUGCAACUUUCGGUCGUUUCCAGUCCACAUAAUACGGAUGGCACUCUUCAUCGAUCGCCUUCCGGUGAAAGUCUCAUCGAUGAAUCCAUGUUAGAUCUCGUAUACUCAUUUAAUUCAAUCAGUGGGGAGAGCAUUGCGUUCAGAAACCACGGUCAUACCGCUGUCCGUACUCGUAGUUUUAACGGUGGGCUCGCGUUUACUGACCGACCCCUUGAGAAUGAGUCCAUCUUCGAGAUUCGUAUUGAUAAGUUGAACGCAACGUGGACUGGGUCCUUGUCGGUUGGUGUGACGUCCCAUGUCCCUUUAACUCGGGUUCCUGUCCAAAUCAGUGAGCUGGGCAACGAAUGUGUGUAUCUGUCAGGCUCAUCAGUGUUCAAAGGCGAAGCAAAAGUUCGAGGUUGCAGUGUGUCCUUGGAUAAACUAAAAGAAGGCUCAAGGGUAGGACUUCAACUGCAAUACGAUGGCUCAUUACACGUCUUUGUUGACAGUAAAUAUAAAGGUGUUGUUGCCUCUGAUCUUCCUCAGGUUUCAUAUGGAGUUGUUGAUGUAUAUGGCGGUACUCAAAGUGUAUCUAUUGUAAAUACAACAAACAGAAUUUUAUCUGAUAAUUUUGUCAGUUCUGAUGAAGAAGGAACCGGUAAUAAUCCUCAAAAACCGGAAUUAGGAAUACCGGACUUGAGUUUCCAUUCUAACUGUGGGCUCAAUAUAAUUAUGGAUGCCUCUUGCACUGUGGCAAAAAGAAAGGCCCGUUUUAGCGAUGGUCUUGUAUUCAGUCGUAAACCUCUGACGAAUAAUGAGAUUUUUCUGAUUCGUGUUGAUGCUAUGAAUUCCAGCUGGUCUGGAUCUUUAGCUGUCGGCGUUCUUUCCACGUAUUCACUUGAAAAGCUGAAUCUUCCAGCAUCCGCUUCAUCAAUACGAUCCAAUUGCUGUGUUCUUGUUCAUGGAUCCCAGAUUUAUAUUAAUGGAAAUAAGACUGAUAUGCAAUUUCCUUAUAAUUUUGAUGACAUACGCGAGGGUGACAAGGUUGCCGUAAUUUGCGAUGACAAAAGUCGUAUUCAUAUCAUUGUGAACAAUGAGGACAAAGGUUUCGUUGACUAUGAAGUAUCUUCGUCCAAGUACGCUAUGUUUGAUUUGUACGGCCGCUGUGAGCAGGUGUCUGUCGUGCCUUGCAAUAAUAUACCCUUGCUCAAGACCGGUGAAGAUGUUGAACUUGAGAGAGAAAAUGAGAAAAUUGUUAAAGAAGAAAGGAUUGCGACCAGUGAAAAAAGUGAAGAUAAAUUUCUUCCCUGUGGUAAUUGUGAUUAUAAAAAGCGUUGCGAACAGUUUCGGACAACAUUAGGAAUACCAGAACAAUAUUUUACGAAGGCCGUUGUGUGUUACUGCGCAAAUUGUUGUGACGCCCGCGAUGAGAAUCGAUCUGCAGUCUGCGGUGAUCCACCACAUGAAUACACUCGUCCUUUUGGUUGGUGCAAAUUUGAAUUAAGACUGCCUCCAAAUUUGGAUUCAUGCCAGACUUUAGAAAAGAACCAUUUGGCAUAUCAUGUCGUUCACGUUGGCUCCAUUCGAAGGACUUUGGACAGAGGUACUCUCCUUCCACCGCGGAAAAACAACCAUAUCAUCACCGGACAUGGAGACAAAAAGAUUAUUGUUUCACCAAGUAUUACACGAGCGACAGCAUUGACAAAAGAAAAGAAAUUUUAUUUUACAAAUACAUCGAAUGGAAAACGGUCAAGUAUACAAGUAGCGUUUGAAAUACGAUUGCCCUCCGAAGGUUACACGAAGACCACGCCGAAUAGUGAAAACGAUUUGCAUUCCAGGGACUGGUGUCUGGAAUAUCCCACUAAAAUUGUACUGUCUGGACUGCUUGUGGAGAUUUGCGAGGAUGACAGGCAACAUCAUUUGAUGAAACUUUUCAAGCUGGCAAGAAGCAAUAUGUCUAUGAUCAUGUCUAUUGCAAUUUUUUUCUUAAUAAUCGCUACAUUUCUCAACGAAGAGGUUCAAUCUCACUCUCACAGUAAAGUGGAGGGACGAUGUUUGCCUGGAGCAAAACACAAGUCGGAACCUUCACCUGAAGAUGACUCAUACAAAGCAUGUCUCUUGUUUAAAAACAGCUCUUGUUGUACGUCGGAGUUUACAAAUCAAUUAGCUGUAGGGAAUGUUCAAAGAAUUGGAAACUUUUCUUGGACAUUAUGUGGAAAUCUUAGCAAAAGAUGCCAAGAUUACAUGAUUGGUGUCGAGUGCUUCUACAGCUGCUCGCCUUACGUUGGACUGUGGGCUGAUCCAAAUUUUGAUUCGGCGUUUAACAAUGCACCGGUUUGCUCAAGUUAUUGUGACGAAUGGUUUGAUGCUUGUAAAGAUGACAUGACUUGUGCUAAAGAUUGGAUUUUUGGCUUCAACUUCACUAAAGACGGACAUAACCAAUGCAAACAAAAUUGCACAACGUUCAAAGAUUUCUACAAAAAUGGAACGGAACUUUGCAAUACGAUGUGGCAUGAUUCGUUCAGAUAUGUUGAUGAAACAAAGCAUCCUGAUCUCUGUCUGCAUUUUCGAUACAACACUUCUCAUGACCCAAACAUAGACGUUGUGGAACGAAUUUUUAAAUUGGAAACUUUUCAUGGACAUUUUGUGGAAAUCUUUGCAAAACAUGUCAAGAUUACAUCUAUUGUAAAUACAACAAACAGAAUUUUAUCUGAUAAUUUUGUCAGUUCUGAUGAAGAAGGAACCGGUAAUAAUCCUCAAAAACCGGAAUUAGGAAUACCGGACUUGAGUUUCCAUUUUAACUGUGGGCUCAAUAUAAUUAUGGAUGCCUCUUGCACUGUGGCAAAAAGAAAGGCCCGUUUUAGCGAUGGUCUUGUAUUCAGUCGUAAACCUCUGACAAAUAAUGAGAUUUUUCUGAUUCGUGUUGAUGCUAUGAAUUCCAGCUGGUCUGGAUCUUUAGCUGUCGGCGUUCUUUCCACGUAUUCACUUGAAAAGCUGAAUCUUCCAGCAUCCGCUUCAUCAAUACGAUCCAAUUGCUGCGUUCUUGUUCAUGGAUCCCAGAUUUAUAUUAAUGGAAAUAAGACUGAUAUGCAAUUUCCUUAUAAUUUUGAUGACAUACGCGAGGGUGACAAGGUUGCCGUAAUUUGCGAUGACAAAAGUCGUGUUCAUAUCAUUGUGAACAAUGAGGACAAAGGUUUCGUUGACUAUGAAGUAUCUUCGUCCAAGUACGCUAUGUUUGAUUUGUACGGCCGCUGUGAGCAGGUGUCUGUCGUGCCUUGCAAUAAUAUACCCUUGCUCAAGACCGGUGAAGAUGUUGAACUUGAGAGAGAAAAUGAGAAAAUUGUUAAAGAAGAAAGGAUUGCGACCAGUGAAAAAAGUGAAGAUAAAUUUCUUCCCUGUGGUAAUUGUGAUUAUAAAAAGCGUUGCGAACAGUUUCGGACAACAUUAGGAAUACCAGAACAAUAUUUUACAAAGGCCGUUGUGUGUUACUGCGCAAAUUGUUGUGACGCCCGCGAUGAGAAUCGAUCUGCAGUCUGCGGUGAUCCACCACAUGAAUACACUCGUCCUUUUGGUUGGUGCAAAUUUGAAUUAAGACUGCCUCCAAAUUUGGAUUCAUGCCAGACUUUAGAAAAGAACCAUUUAGCAUAUCAUGUCGUUCACGUUGGCUCCAUUCGAAGGACUUUGGACAGAGGUACUCUCCUUCCACCGCGGAAAAACAACCAUAUCAUCACUGGACAUGGAGACAAAAAAAUUAUUGUUUCACCAAGUAUUACACGAGCGACAGCAUUGACAAAAGAAAAGAAAUUUUAUUUUACAAAUGCAUCGAAUGGAAAACGGUCAAGUAUACAAGUAGCGUUUGAAAUACGAUUGCCCUCCGAAGGUUACACGAAGACCACGCCGAAUAGUGAAAAUGAUUUGCAUUCCAGGGACUGGUGUCUGGAAUAUCCCACUAAAAUUGUACUGUCUGGACUGCUUGUGGAGAUUUGCGAGGAUGACAGGCAACAUCAUUUGAUGAAACUUUUCAAGCUGGCAAGAAGCAAUAUGUCUAUGAUCAUGUCUAUUGCAAUUUUUUUCUUAAUAAUCGCUACAUUUCUCAACGAAGAGGUUCAAUCUCACUCUCACAGUAAAGUGGAGGGACGAUGUUUGCCUGGAGCAAAACACAAGUCGGAACCUUCACCUGAAGAUGACUCAUACAAAGCAUGUCACUUGUUCAAAAACAGCUCUUGUUGUACGUCGGAGUUUACAAAUCAAUUAGCUGUAGAGAAUGUUCAAAGAAUUGGAAACUUUUCAUGGACAUUAUGUGGAAAUCUUAGCAAAAGAUGCCAAGAUUACAUGAUUGGUGUCGAGUGCUUCUACAGCUGCUCGCCUUACGUUGGACUGUGGGCUGAUCCACUAUAUGAUUCGGCGUUUAACAAUGCACCGGUUUGCUCAAGUUACUGUGAUGAAUGGUUUGAUGCUUGUAAAGAUGACAUGACUUGUGCUAAAGAUUGGAUUUUUGGCUUCAACUUCACUAAAGACGGACAUAAUCAAUGCAAACAAAAUUGCACAACGUUCAAAGAUUUCUACAAAAAUGGAACGGAACUUUGCAAUACGAUGUGGCAUGAUUCGUUCAGAUAUGUUGACGAAACAAAGCAUCCUGAUCGCUGUCUGCAUUUUCGAUACAACACUUCUCAUGACCCAAACAUAGACGUUGUGGAACGAAUUUUUAGUACUGCAACUGGCCUACAUCAUCUUUAUGGACUAGGUGUAGUUUUGGCGAGCAACAAGAUAGAAGGAGUUUGUCUUCGUGGACCAAAACACAAGCCAAAACCUUCACCUGAAGAUGACUCGUAUAAAGCAUGUCACCGAAUGUUCAAAGAAUUGGAAACUUUUCAUGGACAUUUUGUGGAAAUCUUUGCAAAACAUGUCAAGAUUACAUCUAUUGUAAAUACAACAAACAGAAUUUUAUCUGAUAAUUUUGUCAGUUCUGAUGAAGAAGGAACCGGUAAUAAUCCUCAAAAACCGGAAUUAGGAAUACCGGACUUGAGUUUCCAUUUUAACUGUGGGCUCAAUAUAAUUAUGGAUGCCUCUUGCACUGUGGCAAAAAGAAAGGCCCGUUUUAGCGAUGGUCUUGUAUUCAGUCGUAAACCUCUGACAAAUAAUGAGAUUUUUCUGAUUCGUGUUGAUGCUAUGAAUUCCAGCUGGUCUGGAUCUCUAGCUGUCGGCGUUCUUUCCACGUAUUCACAUGAAAAGCUGGAUCUUCCAGCAUCCGCUUCAUCAAUACGAUCCAAUUGCUGUGUUCUUGUUCAUGGAUCCCAGAUUUAUAUUAAUGGAAAUAAGACUGAUAUGCAAUUUCCUUAUAAUUUUGAUGACAUACGCGAGGGUGACAAGGUUGCCGUAAUUUGCGAUGACAAAAGUCGUAUUCAUAUCAUUGUGAACAAUGAGGACAAAGGUUUCGUUGACUAUGAAGUAUCUUCGUCCAAGUACGCUAUGUUUGAUUUGUACGGCCGCUGUGAGCAGGUGUCUGUCGUGCCUUGCAAUAAUAUACCCUUGCUCAAGACCGGUGAAGAUGUUGAACUUGAGAGAGAAAACGAGAAAAUUGUUAAAGAAGAAAGGAUUGCGACCAGUGAAAAAAGUGAAGAUAAAUUUCUUCCCUGUGGUAAUUGUGAUUAUAAAAAGCGUUGCGAACAGUUUCGGACAACAUUAGGAAUACCAGAACAAUAUUUUACAAAGGCCGUUGUGUGUUACUGCGCAAAUUGUUGUGACGCCCGCGAUGAGAAUCGAUCUGCAGUCUGCGGUGAUCCACCACAUGAAUACACUCGUCCUUUUGGUUGGUGCAAAUUUGAAUUAAGACUGCCUCCAAAUUUGGAUUCAUGCCAGACUUUAGAAAAGAACCAUUUAGCAUAUCAUGUCGUUCACGUUGGCUCCAUUCGAAGGACUUUGGACAGAGGUACUCUUCUUCCACCACAGAAAAACAACCAUAUCAUCACUGGACAUGGAGACAAGAAGAUUAUUGUUUCACCAAGUAUUACACGAGCGACAGCAUUGACAAAAGAAAAGAAAUUUUAUUUUACAAAUACAUCGAAUGGAAAACGGUCAAGUAUACAAGUAGCGUUUGAAAUACGAUUGCCCUCCGAAGGUUACACGAACACCACGCCGAAUAGUGAAAAUGAUUUGCAUUCCAGGGACUGGUGUCUGGAAUAUCCCACUAAAAUUGUUUUGUCUGGACUGCUUGUGGAGAUUUGCGAGGAUGACAGGUGAUGUGAUUGAUAAGAGAUGAUCAGAGGGGAACGAAUUAAUACGUCUUAAUGCAGUGAAUAUUUAGUUAACAUUGUCGUUUCUUAAUGCAACAAAGGAAAGUGUUCGAUACAAAAUGCUUCAUUGUUUCUUCUUAUAAUAAAAUGUUGGAUACACAUGAUUUCAUCGACCAUCCCACCAUGACAUCAUCUCCCUGGAAGGUGAUGGAAUGUUCAGAAGAACUGGUAAAGUUAUGCACAUUGUUGUAAUUACGUAAAUAUUACAUAUGUUUCACGCAGAUAUUGUAAAAGAUAAUUUCAAGACUUAUUAUUACAAUCCCCGGUUUUACGACAGUCACAUCAUAAGA